Perca flavescens (yellow perch) is the source of this 530-nucleotide messenger RNA. RefSeq names its product neutral ceramidase-like. Gene Ontology annotation, cellular component: extracellular region. Gene Ontology annotation, molecular function: N-acylsphingosine amidohydrolase activity. Lineage: Eukaryota; Metazoa; Chordata; Actinopteri; Perciformes; Percidae. Gene Ontology annotation, biological process: sphingosine biosynthetic process; long-chain fatty acid biosynthetic process; ceramide catabolic process. The transcript has 5 exons. The record is from RefSeq and is a predicted model, not a curated record. The coding region runs from base 1 to 516 and encodes 171 amino acids.
AUGAUCAGGACACCCCACGAGGACAAAGUGUCGGAGCUGCCGGUCGGCCCUCAGCCUCCUUUCUUUCAGAAGAAUCUCUUCAAUCUGAUGGCUGCACCCACCGUUGACAAAAAACCAGAAAACAGCAGCUUUGGAGACGUCCUGCAGCAGGUUUACCCCGUCUACCGACAGGGUGAUGUUGUCUCGGUCACGUUCGUAGCAGGAAACCCCAGAAAUUCAGGGGACAUCAGAGAUAAAACGUUUGUUACUGUGGAGAUUCAUGAUAACAGAACUAACAACUGGGACGUUGUGUACACUGAUGCAUCAUGGGAGACCAGGUUUCACUGGCUGAAGGGCUCCAACCAGCAGAGUAACUCCACCGUGGAGUGGCACAUCCCCCUGUCGGCCCCCACCGGCUCCUACCGGAUCAGACACUUCGGACACUACCGGCAGAGGAAAGGCCUGCAGGCCAUCAUCACUCCGUACCAAGGCUCGUCAGACGUCUUCAGAGUCACCGCCAGCUUUUACUAUCACUGAGAUCAUCGAUUCGU